GGAUGCUGGAUUUAGCCCCGCCGCCGCCGCCGCCGCCGCUGCUGCUUCUCAGGGGCUGCCAGAGCAUGGACUAUUAAAAUCUUGCAUUUCUGCAGUGUGAGGUAAUAUUUUGGAACCAAUAUGGGAAAGCAAAACAGCAAACUACGCCCCGAAGUCAUGCAAGAUUUGCUAGAAAGUACAGACUUUACAGAACAUGAGAUCCAGGAGUGGUACAAAGGCUUCUUGAGAGACUGUCCAAGUGGACAUUUAUCUAUGGAGGAGUUCAAAAAAAUAUAUGGGAACUUUUUCCCUUACGGGGACGCUUCUAAGUUUGCGGAGCACGUAUUCCGCACUUUUGACGCCAACGGAGACGGAACAAUAGAUUUCAGAGAAUUCAUCAUAGCCUUGAGCGUAACGUCGAGAGGUAAACUGGAGCAAAAGCUGAAGUGGGCAUUCAGCAUGUACGACCUCGACGGGAACGGCUACAUCAGUAAGUCAGAGAUGCUGGAAAUCGUGCAGGCAAUCUAUAAGAUGGUUUCUUCCGUAAUGAAGAUGCCGGAAGAUGAGUCGACACCAGAGAAGAGGACAGAGAAGAUCUUCCGUCAGAUGGACACCAACCGUGAUGGAAAGCUCUCUCUGGAAGAGUUCAUCCGAGGCGCCAAGAGUGAUCCCUCCAUAGUCCGUCUCCUGCAGUGUGAUCCCAGCAGCGCCGGGCAGUUCUGAACCCGUUCUUUGGAUGAAUUGUGUAUCUGCUUUUAUUUUCCUUGCCAAACAACAUUCAUGGUAGUGUUGCCUCUGUAUGGCCAAUUAUGCCUUCAUUUGUGGCAUCUUAUAGCUUCUUUUGUUGUGGAUUAAUUAUAAGAAUGCUGAAUUGCUCUUAACAAUUUGUCCAGGGCACGGGCAGUACUGUUUUAAACAGAUAUUGUGGUGUUAUCAUUGUUUUAAAGAUUUUGGUUUGUUUUUUAUUUGUUUUAAUGUGUCUGUUUUGGAAAGUACACGUUGAGAAGGAGUAAACCAACAGCAAAAGCCUUGGCAGCAAGAGACACUGACAGAUUUCAGACUGCUGCUUUACUAGCUAAGUAUUUACCCGCAGGACCUGCAAGUGUAGCAGAGGUCGAACAAAAGGGAUUGCGAUGGGUAGGGUGGGAUUCACCUGGGAUUCACCUCCUCAUCUGCCCAGGAGGCACCAGCUAAGGUCAGAGGCAGGAUUGGGAAGAAGUAUGAAAGCGCACAACGUGUGCGGGGCGUGCCAUCCGCACCCCUGCUCCUAUGCCUCGUCGUUUCAAUGCUGUGAACAUUUUCCAGGUUGUGAAGGAGAAGGGAAAAAAACAAUAGUCGACUUUUUUGGUUUCUUUACUAGGUUUACAGUGGCUGAUUUCACAUGGCUUUAUCUGAAAGUUCUGCAAUUUGAAAUCUUGAUCCCCAAAUCCACAACUGACAAUACCUCCUGCCGUUUGGGAUCAGCAAAAAACAGACACAGACGUGGAAAACUGGGUCUUGACAAUGAAUUUAAGGGAUAUACAUGUUGAAUGUGAAAUUUUCAGGUUAGUAAUAAAGCAGUUUCUACUAAGGAGAGUGAGCAUUCACGUGAGGAACUCACGGACACUGGCAAGCAGUUCCAGCUGAGGCACAUCUGCUGCUAUGAAUGCUCUUGCGUAGUAUGAAGUUCUGGGGGGUGUUUUUGUCUCUCUCCACGUAGCUAAUGGAGUUUCUGGGCCUGCUCUUAGGGGAAGGCUGUCGUCAAAACUUGUUUUAAGCGUAAAAUUGUAGCAUUUAUAUUUCAUUUAUUUUAGUAAAGUUCAAUAAUUCUGUACUGAAACGAGGAAAUGGUACGCUUUAUGGUAUAUUUAUAUAUAUAAAAAUUAAAACAAACAAAAAGAUCAGCUCUCGAGAGAAAUGUUGAAUGUUUAUCUUCUCGCCUAGAUGCAGGAGUUCUGAAAUUUGCUGCUGCAAAACUUUAUCUGCUGGUCAAAGUUGCCGUACGCAAAGCUAGUGCCCAUGCGUGGGAUUUCAUAGGGACUUGACAGGCACCGCUGCGACGGAAAAGCUUUAGCGACAGGAGGCAUUAUGCUGACUAAAUUGGCAUUAAUCUGUCAUUAGCUAAAGUCUGCUCUGUGAUCCUGUUGGAGAGGUACCCAUGUAGGCAGUGUACAGCACUGGGAAUUCGUGAGCUCGUUAGAGUAACCUUUGUCUGACAGGCAAGGUUGGCAUUUUGUCAAGUGACCUUGUAGAUGCUAAUCCCCAGUAGCCUUAAAUUAAAAUAAACUAAGUAAAAUAAAUCUGCUUUGCAGGUGAUGAUUAGCUAAGUACUAAUUAGAAGCCAUGAAUAAGUAGCCGAGCAUGAAUAACAUUCUGUUGAACACUAGUUACCAUGUACAAUAACUGAGGGAAAAAAAUCCUAGGCUUGCUUUUUCCAUUUUGUUUGCUUUGCCAGGUGUGAAGUGCAGAGCAUAUUAAAAUAGAACGAAAACAAAUUGAAAAUAACGUUGCUAGUCACUUGUAAGAAAAUUAUUAUGAGUGGCUAACUACACUCAAUAAAUGUCUUCAGACAGACACCUUCAAGUGAUCACAGAAAUGCAGUUGAUGGUAUGUUCUCAUUAUAUGAAUCAAAAUACCAAGCAGAGAUGUGUGUGGGAGAAUGAGAAAAUGUGGCUGAGGCCUAACCACAGGCAGAUUUCAAUGCCUAGAGCUUUUAGCUGCCACAAGCAUUCCUGGCAGAUUUUGCACCAGUUCCUCCUGUUGAUGGAAAUGUUCCCUAUCUCUUUCUCCCUGAUCUUCAUUAGACAUCCUGUGCACAAAUCUAACCCUUCAAAGGAGAGCCUGUGCCUACCUUCUUCCAGGUAAUUUUCUGCUUUACCUGGAGAGGUUCUGGCUCCCUCUCCUGCAUCCAUCACCUCGUGUCUAUUGAAAGCCACGUUCCCUCGUGAGCACUUUGAGGGCUGUUUUUUUGCCAGGACGAGCCUGGUCAGGCUGCUGGGGCUGCUGCAAGAAGGGCAGUGGAUGUGCACUGAUGGCCACCGGCACGGUCAGAGGGGAACAACCCCGUUCCCCUGCCCCAGCUGCUCCUGAGCUGCUCCAUCCCUGCCACAGGAACCCUGAUGAGCUUCUAACCCACUGACUCUGUGCAGGCACCUGAACCCAAAGCAGCCCAGACCUACAGAUGCUGGCAUUUACUGAAGGUGAACUUGGAUACAUACCUUCUACAGUUCCAUCUUCUUCAUGUUGUGAAAGCAGUUGCAUGUGGCUGAAACUCAUCAAACAUGGCCCUUUAUUUAAGCAACUGCAUCGCUUUUUAGUUUUGUAUUUGUGGCCCAAAACGUAAUGUCUCCGUUUGUUUUCACUCAGUAGUUUUGCAGCUUUGGAGCCAGACUUGCUUCACACGUUACUGCUAUACAACAUAUGUUUGAUGUGACCCCAGACCAGCAGAGGUGUAAUUCUACCCACAGUUCACAAAAUCUGCAAGAGUGAGAGUUAGCCUACAGAUGUAGAGAACGUAGCUGCAGAUGAGACUAUUGCAGAAACCUUAUGAGUGAACUGAGGUUAUUCUUCUGCCUAAGGGGUAUUCCCUUAAAUUAUUAACUAUCCCCCUCUUUCUCUGUCUCUACAUGUACUUUAAAAGUGAUCCAUAGCUACAGUUGUGGUGGGAGCAUCCACAGACCUCAGAUGAGCAGGAUGGCAGCAGUGUUGCCCGCUUAAAAUUGGUAGUUUCUGCUUUGCUGCCAUUCACGUUUGCAAUCAUAACAGCCUUCGUCAACCUUUUGAAGACAACAUGACCUAUCCCAUAUAAAAUAGCACAGCAAGCCAGACACUUUCAAGCAAUCAAUUACAAGUAUUUCCACACUGGAAGGUUGGCACAUACUAUUUCACCUCACCCCUCAACUUUGUACAUGCAUUCUCCAAUAUUAGUUGCAGGUGAAAGAGGUGAACUCCACUUGUAUGUUGUCCAAAAGAAUUGAUGAGCACAUCAUGCAUGUAGACUGAAUCCACGGAAAAUGCCAGUCCCGUUUGUCUGGCAUUCCCAGACAGCUUGCCAAACUGGGGGCCAGAAUAUGUGAAGUGAGGACUGUGGCUUGUGCAAUCUGCAGCAGCCUGUCUUUGGUUUAGGGUGCUUUGGGAAGGGAAAGGGGAACACAACCCUUUUAAAAGCAGCUUGUAUGUGUUUUUGUGAGCACUUGUGGUUUGAGGGGGACUGAAGAUCUAUGUUUCAAUGAAGAUCUAUUUGAAAUCCUGUGAGUUCACGGCAGUGGACGUUCCUGAGGUAUACAGAGCUGUUCCUCUUGCUGUUCUUAGGAGCCUGUGGAGUUUUUAUUUAUUGUUGGGGCAUUUUGUCCUUUGAUAUUCUCUGUUAUAAAGCAUGACCUCCACAUUUUCUAGACACUGCCUCUUAAACCAGUAAGUCAGAAGUGUGCAGCUUCUGUAGCUGGACAAGGCCUACAUGAAGAAGUAUGGCACACGAGUACAAGAAGUGGUCACAUGUGACCAGGUCACCAUGGUUUAAUAACUGCCCCUGGGGGCAGAACCCCGGGACUUAAGUGUGUGUUCUCUUCACUGGUGGCAAACGUGCAGUAAUGCAACUUAGUUUAAUUUUCUGUCACUGCAGACCGGGCUAAAUCGCAUUACCUUGCAUUUGCUGUGGUCUGGAAGCGCACAUAUGGGUAGAAACCUUGGCUCAGCUGACUCAUGGAAACUUGGUGAACUGUGGUAAUGAUGUUGAGCCCUAAUCCACAGACUUAGCUGAGGUGAAAAGGUGGCUCAGUACAUGUGAACUGGGGAACACGGUGAGAACUGGCAGGUCCCUGGGCACACGUGGAAGCAGGGAGGGAAUCUCCUGCCCCGAGCUCAGCUGUUUCCCUUCUUUUAAAACUCUGUCUUCUGUGGGUUUUUUUAGCAACACUGGUGAAGAUGCAGCAGAUAGCACAGUCAGGAUAAAGGAGGCAUCCUUCAAAAGAGUUUCCUUUUGAAGCCUCAUGUACAUGCAUCAGGUGAAACAAGCAGCACCUCCUCUUGUCUUUCUGAUGUGCUGCCUCAGUUUCCUGCCGAGGCAGUCCUUGGGCUCAGGAGUUAGGUGUCAGGUAACUCGUGCAAGAUCAGUGGAGAUGACUAUUUCACCUGUCCUCUGCACAAGCAUUUGGAUGCAUUCUUUGCACUGUGUCUUACUGGGGGUGGGAUCUCAUGUACGAGUUCUUGGAGGAGGAGUUGGUUUCCUUGGUAUCGUGAGCAGAACUUGUGCUUAGAAAUACAGAGAAACUUGGCAUGUGUCAGACAGCCAAGCAACACUCCGAACUGCAUGUGGAGUUUUCCAUUGACUGUGCAGUAGGGAGAUAAGAUAUAAAGCAGUGAUAUGUCAGACUUGUGGUGUGAUGUGCUCAGAGAUAGGACUAGGCCAGAAAUGUAACCUUUUAGCUGAGCAGUUGUGGCUGCUGCCUAUUGAGUCGGAGCUGCUAACAAAAUACACUUAAAUGUACAUGUGAAUGUGCAGCUGCAGGAGUAGAGCAGCUCUGCUCUUUCUUACGUACAAGCAACAGAGCUAUUCACUAUGCCCCAGUUAGGACUUGAACAAACAUCUCCCAGGAGCAGCAUAAGGCAUUUCCUAUAGUGUAUCUGAGGGCAAAACGUUGCCUGCAGGAGCUUCUUCCCAGUCAUGGUAGACAAGAAGGGAAGUCUCCAUCUGGCUGUCAAAGCGCAGGUGCCAUUUUGCAGGCUGGGGAAGCUGAGAGGAAGAGCUGUAUUUUAAGCAGAUGGAGGGAAAAAGCGGCAGGGCUCGUGACCUGGCAUGGAAGCAGUGAUGCUAAAGAUCAGGCCCAUUGCUGAGGAGCUGCAGAAGCCAUUAGAUGCCUUUGGCAUUCAGAGAAGAAGAACGAUCGGUAGGAAUCAAAGUCAAUCUCCUCAUCCCUUGCAGAAGCCUUGCCUGACUACCAUAGGUGUCUCAGUUAGCAGCACCCCUUAUUCCAGCCUGGCUUUGGCUGCUAUUGCUUCCAAGUCAUCCAUACUGAGGAGCUGUUUUGGGAUGGGGAUUUUCACAGGAUAAGAUAUAAAACUUUUCAGAUACACUCUCCAUACCUUAAUAAGUAACAGCUGGAAAAGCCAGAUGUGAGGGCUUCCUUGCAAUGUACAGAUUCGAUCUCCUCAUUGCUCCCACAGGCUGCAAGUGUCGUUUUAGUAUGUAUAGUUGAGAUAAAGCUAUCACAUGUAAAAUGCUGACUAAUGCACAAUAAACAGGGCAAAACAAAAAAGCUUGGGUUGUUGUAAACGAUGUGGAAAGACUAGAGGAAUGAAAAACUUUGAGAUAUCUUGCUGCCUUUAGAUCAGGAUCUGAAUUUGCAAAGCCAAACCCCAGUAGCAAUGGUCAGCACAGAGUAACUCCUCUGCACUGGCCCCAGCCAUGGGACCUCCUGGACUGCUUCAUGCCCACAUCACCAUGUGCUGAAGCUGGGGGCUCUGGGUCUUACCACAGACACGGCUAUAUGAGUUUAUUCAGCCUGCUGAGUGCUUCCCAGCUCUUGAAGCCACCCUCCCUGUUGUGUUCACUUACUGUGCAGCUGAGACAUGUCUUAGGUCUUUCCCUCUUGCCCUGACCUUACACCAAAGACGUUGUCAUCUCUCCAGGGCAGGCACUCAGGAUGUACAGCUCUCCACGGCUUUGUGCCCAACUCCCAGUGGCUAUCCCUGCCCUCUGUGUGAAUGAAUAACAAAUACCAGCCUCUGACUUCUGGAAGAGCCAGGCUUGAUGCACUUAGAUGGGACAGCUUCUGAUUUGGUUCCCAGCCUUUAGCUCUCCUGUGUGUACCUUGCCCACAACAUUAUUUAUUUCCUAUUAUUAAGUAACGGCAAUAUUAAACAUUUCAAGAACACACUGAACCUCUGGAACAAUGUGGUUUUCAUUGCCCUGUAUGUGUUUGUUGAUGCACUGCAGACUGAACCUGACUGGUGCUUGCUCUCUGUUCCGUUCCCAUGGUUAGUUCCACAGAGAGCUGAUUGCUGCCAGGCAGGAGUAGUAUCUUGCUAUGUGGCACCAUGCCACGUGCGGUGCCUGGAUGCUGCCUGGAGCACCCAGAUGCUCUGCACCAAGAGAUAAUUUUGGCACAGUAAUGUCAGGUGGAAACUCUUCCUGCCCUCUGCCAAAAACGUGUAUCGAGGGUGUGACCUCUGGUUUUCUCCUCUAUGGGGACAGGAGCUUCAGCAGUGUUCAGGGCUGGCCUCACGUUCCCCCACCGAACAGGAUGAUGGUGAUUAGUAAACCCACCUGAGAAAAUCCUCUUAACCUCUAAGCUUCGUUUGUGCUGUUGGCUGCACUCAGAGGGAAGAUUAACGGGUCCUAUGUGGUUGUUUGGGAGAGAACUCCCAGUUCCUUGCCACCACCACCUUUUUAUUUCCUGUCAUUAGCUUAUUCCCAUUUCCAGGGCAACCAAAUAGUUUUUAUGAGUAUCUGGGCAAAAAAAAAGAAACAGCAAAGCCAGUUUCAAUCUGAUAAGGAUAUAAUGCAGCUUACCUUGUGCUCCACGUUAUGAGUCCUCCACAAGAUCACGUUUCUUUGGUGUUUUGUGUUUAAUUUCCUUACUCGUAUUUUGGCUGUGUUCCGCAUUUAUUUAUUUUGGGUCCUCUUAGAUUCAUCUCUGCCAGUUGUUUCGCUCAUAUGCUAGCAAAGGCCCCAACCAUCCCAAAAGCAGAUCUCCGUGAGUAAUCCCUUGCGAGGUGUGUUCCCAGUGCCUGGUAAAGGCAAAGUGCUUAACUACAGUAGGGAUUAUUUUUUGUCUGCACAUUUGCUGUGAGGAGACAGAUUGAGCUGCAUUUCAACACGCUUAUCUCUACCACUUGCUCGCUUCAAUACCAUCAGAGCAGUCUUGUAGUUAGUAUUUGUAUCAGCUCUAUUUCGGACUUGAACCCGAGGUGACCAAUAUUGACCUCUUGUGACAGAAGUACUCGAUACCUUUUGAUCUUUGAGUACUGCCGAGUGAACGAUGUGACGGAUGCAAAAGUAAAUAGUACAUUGGUCUGUGUAAAUUUGAGCAGAUAUUUUUGAGGUUGUAGAGACUAAUAAAUUGAGAUAAACCAUGGGCAAAAGCUGAAUUUGAGGCAAUUUAUUCCAGUUUCUGUUGAAGCCUCUGGCCAUUCCACAGGGAGAGCUUUCUCACCCCUGUUCCCUCAGGCUGUUUCUACAUCGCAAUGUAGAGUACAGAUAACAAAUCUAGCUUUAAAUAAGCUACUACAGGCAGACCAACUGCAGCAGCAUGGAGUUCAGCAUAUCCUGUGUCUUGGCAAAAUUAGAUACCUCUCUAUAUGAAUGCUUUGUAAGCAAACCUACAUAUCCUAAGGAAGCCUUUUACAACUCAGAAAGGAGAGGGACAACUAUGAAUGAAAUUAAUUUGGUCCUCAUAUUUUUCUUGUGGCUGUCUAGAAUUGCUAGUGUCCCAUGUGUAGUUGCCUAUAGCUAUUGUGAUGUGUUAAUUUUUCUCCCUGGUUCUGUUGUAAGCUCAUCUGGUGAUAUUCUGAGUCUCCAGCCAGUUCUCAACCAGGCAAAGCCCACGGAAAGGACACUUGGAGGCAAGCUGCCUUCGAGAGGACUGAGGGCAGCUCUUGGGAUUUGCACCUGUGCUUUUGCAUGCUUUGGGAGCAUGUACCAACCUGCAGAGCAACGUGUUAAACCUACCCAGUAAAAUGAAAGUAGAUGAUGAGGCCACGGGAGGAGACAGAGAACUUGCUGGAGGGUUGUGAUUGUAUUUUGUGCUCCCCAGCACGCGCACUCUUCCCCCUGCUAUUAACUUCCAGUUAGGACCUUCCUUGAAUUCUUAGUGUCAGAAUAAAGGUUUUUUAUGCUGAUAAUGUAUUUGUAUUUGUAUUAUGCAACGUACUCAGAAAAAAACCCACCCAGAAUAUCGUUUAAUGAUUGCCCUCUCCUCUCAAGAAGCUGUUCUCUUCUGUACAUAUGAUAUGCAGAAUGUAUGGGAGUCUAGCCAGUGUUGGUUUGCAUUUUUAAGACUGUACUAAUUAAUGUGUGAUACUAUUGUGUUUCUGUAGUGGCAUUCUCGGUGUAAAAUGUAAAAACUAUUUAAAAUGAUCUCUUUUUCUGUUAUUGUUCAGCUCUUAGAGGUAGCACCAAGGACUGCAUGUUCACUAGAACCAACCUGUUUCAAGGGCCGUCGUAGCUGCGCACAGGCACUGGUGUUUCACCCAGAGCAUAGCACCCGCCUUCUCGUUUAUAUAGGGGUCAGUUUUGAGUGGAAACGAAUUCUUCCUGAGAAGUCUGGUUUUCUGUCUUCCCUUUCUGAGGCUCCAGCUUCACCCAGCUGCACUGUGUGCCAGUCCCAGCCCAGGAUGGGACCCGGGAGGAGGGUCCUGGAGCCAGGGCACCCCGCUGGCCCCCACGACCCCUCAGCUUGUCCACGGCCACACUUGGUUUCCUUGGCACUGCUGGCUAUACCCGGACAAAGCUGAGGAGGUCACAUUUGGGCAAGUGGUUUUAAAAUUAACUACGUAAGAUUUUGAGGAAUUAAGCAAUCAAGGAAAGGAAGAGCCCGAGUGGCACGUCUGAGGUCAGAGUUAUAUCGGGGUGCUUAAUACAGAGAGAAUUUGGGGUCAAUCCCUAAAAGACAGGACCAUUUGGAGAGCUUUGGUCUACAUUUCUUGUCUGGUUUGGAGAGGGAAGAGGAGCUCAGAUCCAGCCUUUCAGGCAGGGCUGACUUACUCGACAAAUUGAGUGUGAUACAGAUGCUUCUCCAGAUCGUGUCCUGCGCCAAAAGACAAGACAUGCUGCAGCUUAGGAAUUUUUUUUUUCUUCCAGUUUUUUCCUUUUUAAUAGGGAAAGCAGUUCAAACUGCACCUGGCAAAAUGACUGACUUCGAAAGCAUGUUUUUCCUUGUUAUAUAGACACUCACAAAACAGCAUUGUGUGGUUAAAAAGGUGAUAGUUUCUUUUUCAGUGCCAAAAUAUAUAAGCAGUAUUGUUUGAAGGGAAAUAAGACUUUUUUUUACCUUAUUGUUAUUACUGUUGAACAAAUAUUGUUUUUAAAUGUUAGAUUUUGAAGACUUUUGUAUUGUAAACUGUUUUGUGACAUGGUGCUUUUUCAUACUGGAAUUACUGAUUGCACCUAAAUAUGAAUUACUUUGUUUUCUUAUAUAAACGUAACCUUGAACAAUCUUGAUGAAAACCAAUGUAUGGUAGAUACCAAUGGUUCAAACAAAUUCUCCUACUGAAAUCCCCUAAAUGUUCUUUCCUACUAAUAAACAUUCUGCUGCAGCUGA
Colius striatus (speckled mousebird) is the source of this 10217-nucleotide messenger RNA. RefSeq names its product neurocalcin delta (gene NCALD). Gene Ontology annotation, cellular component: cytosol. The transcript is spliced from 4 exons. Gene Ontology annotation, biological process: calcium-mediated signaling. Bases 121 to 702 code for a protein of 193 amino acids. Gene Ontology annotation, molecular function: calcium ion binding; tubulin binding; actin binding. NCBI's taxonomy places the organism in Eukaryota, Metazoa, Chordata, Aves, Coliiformes, Coliidae. The record is from RefSeq and is a predicted model, not a curated record.